Messenger RNA from Camellia sinensis, 1107 nucleotides. NCBI's taxonomy places the organism in Eukaryota, Viridiplantae, Streptophyta, Magnoliopsida, Ericales, Theaceae. The record is from RefSeq and is a predicted model, not a curated record.
AUGGCCAUUGUUCUAAGAUUUGUUGAUAAAUAUGGUUUUAUAAAGGAGCGCUUUUUUGACAUAGUUCCUGUAUCGGAUACAACAUCAGCAACUUUGAAAGAAGAAAUAUGUAUUGUCCUAUCUCGUCAUAAUCUCAGUGUACAAAAUAUUCGUGGUCAAGGGUAUAAUGGUGCUAGUAAUAUGCAUGGAGAGUGGACUGGGUUGCAGGUCUUAUUUCUUCAUGACUGUCAUUUUGCGUAUUAUGUUCAUUGCUUUGCUCAUCGACUCCAAUUAGCAUUGGUAGCGAUAGCAAGAGAGGUUAUACCUGUUGCCCAAUUUUUUUCUUAUCUAGCUCUCACAGUUAAUCUAUGUAGCUCUUCUUGUAAAAGGCAUGAUCAAUUGAAAGUUGCUCAAGCUGAAGAAAUUGCAGCAAAACUUGCCAUUGAUGAAGUUGAAACUGGUAAAGGCAAAAAUCAAGUUAGGACAUUGAAACGGGCUAGAGAUACUCAAUGGGGUUCUCACUUGGGAUCUAUUUCCAGUUUGAUAAAUAUGUUUGCUGCAACUUGUUCAGCCUUAAGUGAUGUCAUCAAUGAUGGAACCACCUCUACUCAACGUGCAGAUGCAGAUGGAGUUUAUGAUAAGAUUACAUCUUUUGAGUUUGUGUUUAUCUUACAUCUUAUGAGAGAUAUUAUGGGGACUACUAAUGAUCUUUGCCAAGCUUUGCAAUAUAUUCCUGAUUUGAGUGCUCGUUACACAUCUGGUAGAGGUCAUGCUUGUCACCAAAGAGAUCACAUUACUAUUGAGCAUCAUUUUCGGGUUGAUAUUUUUAUAAUUAUAUGUGAUUCUCAAUUGCAAGAAUUGAACAACAGACUCAAAGAAGUUGUGAUGGAGUUGCUUAUUCUUAGCUCUGCUUUAGAUCCUAGGGAUGAAUACAUUUCUACGGUGACAACAGAACGUGCAUUUUCAGCCAUGAAAAUUGUAAAGACUAGAUUGCGCAACAUGAUGGAGGAUGAUUUUCUUUCAAGCUACUUGUUAACAUAUGUUGAGAAAGAUAUUGCUCGAGAUUUUGAUGUAGAUUCUAUCAUAGAUGCUUUUUAUAUUAUGAAAGAACGUCGAGCACAACUUUAG